Messenger RNA from Diprion similis, 3061 nucleotides. RefSeq lists its product as uncharacterized. The transcript has 15 exons. NCBI's taxonomy places the organism in Eukaryota, Metazoa, Arthropoda, Insecta, Hymenoptera, Diprionidae. The record is from RefSeq and is a predicted model, not a curated record. Bases 16 to 3018 code for a protein of 1000 amino acids.
CCCACUACAAGUUUUAUGGAAUUGCCUAUCAAGGCCAAUAUGGAGUUGGAAAGUCCUGCGUGGCUGGAUGCGCCUUACGUCCAGAUGGUUUUACGAAAGGCUGAAAAUGACGAAUCUAUCGAAGUCUCCAAUAUAUCUGUGCGGCCGGCAACGGCUAAGGGUGAUAAUUAUCUGAGCGACAUGUACCGAAUCGCCGUAGAAUUUUCACGAGUUCAAGGUGACGAAAGAAACCAGGAGGAGAGACCUCUUAUACUAAAACUCUUACCGGAGGACGAGUUUCGAGAGCAGAUGAUAAGCAAAUUUGGAUACUUUGCCACGGAAUUGUCAAUGAUGUCGGAAACACUUCCACGAAUGAACGAAAUUCUUGCGAAAUUUACGAAGACGAAGCUCAGCGCGAGAUGCUUAUACGUUCAGUACGAAAAACCGACUCACGUAUUCAUCGAAGAUUUGGCGCCCGCAGGCUUCCGAAUGGCUGUUCGCCAAGAAGGUCUUGAUCUGGACCACUGUCUGCUUGCCGUUAGGAAUCUUGGCGUAUUUCACGCUAGUUCAGUCGCACUUGGAGAACAGGAUCCUACGGCAGUGACAAGGUACGAAAAAGGAAUGCUUCAUAAGGAUCAUUCGACUGCUGCGAGCACAGCUUUCAAAGCGUGUAUGAAACACCUUGCAGUGGAGUCAGCCAAGUGGCCAGAGCUAAAUCCGAGAAUUCCGGAGAAACUUGUCAAGUUAUCCGAAUGCACGUAUGAGAAAGGAUGCGAAGCAGCUCUCGCUAGAGAAGAUGAUUUCAAUGUCCUUAAUCAUGGAGAUUUCUGGAUAAACAAUAUGAUGUUCCGAUAUGACGAACGGGAAAAACCCAUGGAUUACAUAUUUGUGGAUUUUCAAAUAAGUCACCGUGGCUCGCCGGCUGAAGAUCUUCUCUAUUUUUUUGCCACAAGUCCGUCGGAUGAUAUUCGACAUCACAAACGCGAACAACUCCUGAAGGAGUAUCACGACUCAUUAGCCAACACCAUGAGCAAACUGAAGUGCAAAACGGAAGUGCCAAGCUUUGAUGCUCUGCAAGAAUCAUUAAUAAAGCGAGCUUACAUUGAAGUGAUCGCUUCUGCGACUAUCCUGCCGAUUGUCUUACUCGAGAAAGGCGACAACGUGGAUUUAACAAAAUUGUCUGGGAUUGAUGGAGAAUACGAUAAUCCAGCUUAUCGAGGAAAAGCGUACAGAAGAAUUAUGACUAGAAUCUUGCCAGUAUUUGACAGUAUAGGAUUACUAGAUGUGUACCAAAAUUGUUUGCGUGAUGUGUUAAAGUGUUUGUUGUUGAUGUACGUUUUUAAGGCGAAAAAUUUGUACCCUAUGGGAGUAUUGCGUGAUGUAAAACUCCCACCGUUGAAAGUUAUGUUGUCAAGUUUUUUAAUCGUAAAUUCACCUUGCCAGUCGCUUGAAUACUACACGAUUUAUUAUGUAACUCGUUAUAUAAGAGAGAUUAUAAGAAAUCGUCAACAAUCGUUAGAUAGUAUAAUCACCAUCCUGAGCACUAGUUGGAUUCAAGACGUUUGCUGUGGCUAUAUAAACAUCGUUGAAAGGCGAGAGCUGAGCAGUAUUUAUAAAAGAUCUUGGCAGUGUUCACGUUCGAGGUUGAUAGCAUACAAUCACUUUGCAAUCAUCAACUUUCAUACUCUUCUAAAUUACGCGCAAGCGAUAAUUCUGAACUGGAAAAAAUUAUCAUUGAAUAGAUUUCUUGAAGUGCAAUUCAGUCCAUUGCAACGAUUUGUGACGUUACUCAAUAAAAAAUAUAAAAGUAUGACGAUGCAAAACGUAGAUUGGCUUGACGAAGGCUUCAUGCAAAAGGUAUUGCGAAAGGCUGAAAAUGACGAAUCCAUAGAGGUAUCUGCGAUAAAUAUCAAAGCGGCAACGGCGACAGGUGACAAUUAUUCAAGUGAUAUACAUCGUAUCGCGGUAGAAUAUUCCCGGAUACAACAUGGUCUUAGAACUCAGGAGAAAACAUCACUCCUAGCAAAAGUCGCACCCCAAGAUGCCGUACGAGGAGAUCUGAUUGCGGAGGCAGGAGUAUUUGAUAUCGAGCAGGCAGUGAUGUCUGUUACGUUGCCAGAGAUGGAGAAACUACUAUCACAGUUUUCUUCAACGUUAUUGGGUGCUCGAUUUCUAUACGUUCGGAAUGAGAAUCCAACAACUGUAAUCAUCGAGGAUUUGGCACCCAAGGGUUUCAGGCUAGCUAAUCGUCAAGCAGGUCUAGAUUUGGAUCACUGUUUGUUCGCUAUGAGAAAUCUCGCUCAAUUUCAUGCCGCUUCAAUUGCACUUGAAGAAAAGGAUCCGAAGGCAUUGGCAAAGUACAAUAUGGGGCUAUUUCACAAGGAUCGAAAACCUGUAAUGAAAUCGUUCUUUGGAAUAAGUGUGAAAAGUCUUGCACGUGCGAUAGCUGACUGUAACGAACUGAAUCCAAGAAUUAUAGAGAAACUUAAUAAGCUAUCCGAUGUCGUCUACGAAAAGGCAUGCGAGGCUACCGUCAUUAGCGAGGAUGAUUUUUACGUUCUUAACCAUGGAGAUUGCUGGGUAAACAAUAUGAUGUUCAAGUACGAUGAACGACAAAAGCCUGUCGAUCAAAUAUUCGUGGAUUUUCAACUGUGCCAUCGAGGCUCACCAGUGGAUGACAUUCUUUACUUUAUUGGUACGAGUCCAUCCGAUGAGGUCCGGCAACAUCAUCGGGAACGACUUCUGGUAGAGUAUCACACCUCUUUGGCCAGCACUAUGACCAAACUUAAGUGCGAAAGGGAAGCUCUGAGCUUUGAUAACUUACAAAAGGAGCUGAAGCAGCGAGCUUUUUGCGAAGUCGCUGCAAGUAUGACAGUGCUGCCAAUCGUUAUGCUCGAUAAGGGUGAAGUCCUUGAUGUUGGUGAAAUCAUGCAGGCGGACGGGGAAUAUGAUAACCCAAGCUACCGCGGAAAGUCGUACAUCAAGAUCAUGAGCAGACUUUUGCCGUUGUACGAUAGUAUGGGCUUACUUGACGCUUGAAAAUCUGAUAUAACUGUGAAUUUCUUUCUAAUGUAUAAAUACU